AUAUAAACACCACAUGGCCUUGUGCAUGCCUACCCACAUGGAAUUACUUCACUGAUCUCACGCCCAUUUCACCUGUCCUUCAUUAAUUAAACCAAUUAAUAUAUAUAUAUAUAUAGAGAGAGAGAGAGAGAGAAAGAGAGAGAGAGAGAUAUCCAGUAAUCCUCCAUCCUCCAGCCACCAGGAAUCUCCGCCGCGACAAUGAGCUGCCUGCAAGCAUGGCCGGAGCCGAUCGUCAGGGUCCAGUCCCUGUCGGAGAGCGGGAUGAGGGAGAUCCCGGAGAGGUACGUGAAGCGGCCGUCAGAGAGGCCGGAUCGUUGUUCUGAGGAGGACGGGAAGGAGGUGAACAUCCCUGUGAUCGACCUGUCGGAGGUGUUCUCCGACGGGGACCCGGCGGCGCGGGAGAGGGCGAUGGCGGCGGUGGAUGAGGCGUGCAGGGAGUGGGGGUUCUUCCAGGUGGUGAAGCACGGGGUGAACGAGGAGCUGAUGCUGCGGACGAGGGAGGCGUGGAGGGAGUUUUUCCGGCUGCCGGUGGAGGAGAAGCAGGCGUACGCCAACUUGCCGGCAACGUACGAGGGGUACGGAAGCCGGCUGGGGGUGGAGAUGGGGGGCAAGCUAGACUGGAGCGAUUACUUCUUCCUUCAUUACCUUCCCCAUUCCAUCAGAGAUCCCAACAAAUGGCCUAAGCUUCCAACCACAUGCAGGGAGUUGGUGGGAGAAUACGGAGAUGAAGUGGCGAAGCUGUGUGGAAAACUGAACAAGAUAUUGUCAGUGAAUCUUGGAUUGGAAGAGGACCAUCUGGAGAAAGCCUUCGGCGGGGAGGACAAGAUUGGCGCUUGCAUGAGGGUCAAUUUCUAUCCCAAGUGUCCACAGCCUGAUCUCACCCUUGGCCUCUCCCCACACUCCGAUCCCGGCGGCAUCACCCUUCUCCUCCCCGAUGACGACGUCGCCGGCCUCCAAGUCCGCCGAGGCUCCAACUGGCUCACGGUGAAGCCCAUUCCCAAUGCUUUCAUCGUCAACAUCGGGGAUCAAAUCCAGGUGAUAAGCAAUGCGAUAUACAAGAGCGUGGAGCACCGGGUGAUGGUGAACUCGGCCAAAGAGAGGGUGUCACUUGCCUUCUUCUACAACCCAACUGGAGACAUCCCAAUUAGACCAGCCAAGCAGCUUGUAAAGGAAGAUGAGGCAGACCUAUACCACCAAGCAAUGACCUUCAAUGACUACAGAUUGUUCAUUAGGGAAAAGGGUCUUCAUGGCAAGCUCCAACUUCAAUCUCUCAUCAACUCACCGCCCCCCCAGAAAUAAUUAAGUCAUCAUUAUUAAUCUGCUUUCUUUAAUAUAUAUAUAGUUUUCUCUUUUUUCUUGUUUCUUAAUUUCAGUGUUCCUUGUGACAAUUUGCUUUUGCUGCAAAUAAUUAAUUAAAUUACAUGUAGCUUUAACGUA
Diospyros lotus (date-plum) is the source of this 1437-nucleotide messenger RNA. Its product is annotated as jasmonate-induced oxygenase 2-like. The transcript is spliced from 3 exons. Bases 199 to 1299 code for a protein of 366 amino acids. The record is from RefSeq and is a predicted model, not a curated record. Lineage: Eukaryota; Viridiplantae; Streptophyta; Magnoliopsida; Ericales; Ebenaceae.